Rhinichthys klamathensis goyatoka is the source of this 1648-nucleotide messenger RNA. RefSeq names its product major facilitator superfamily domain containing 12b (gene mfsd12b). Gene Ontology annotation, molecular function: symporter activity. Bases 1 to 1446 code for a protein of 481 amino acids. Gene Ontology annotation, biological process: carbohydrate transport. NCBI's taxonomy places the organism in Eukaryota, Metazoa, Chordata, Actinopteri, Cypriniformes, Leuciscidae. The record is from RefSeq and is a predicted model, not a curated record. Gene Ontology annotation, cellular component: membrane. The transcript has 10 exons.
AUGUCCGAUCAGCCGUUAACUUUACCAGUGUGCAGGCGACUGACGUACGCAGUGGGACAUUUCUUUAACGACCUCUGCGCGUCUAUGUGGUUCACGUAUUUACUGGUGUAUUAUCACUCGGUUCUCGGGUUCAAUGACACGAACGCAGGUGUGCUGUUGCUGCUCGGACAGAUCGUGGACGGGAUCUGCACGCCGCUUGUCGGAUACGAAUCCGACCGGAGGGCAGGAUGUGGAAAGUAUGGUAAAAGAAAGACCUGGCAUUUAGUGGGAACUUUAAGUGUGUUUGCCUCCUUCCCCUUCAUAUUCAACCCCUGUAUCGGGUGUGAUGAGAGCACCCCACAGAUGACGACACUCAUUUACUUCAUCCCAUUCAUGAUCAUCUUCCAAUUUGGCUGGGCUGCUACCCAAAUAGCCCACCUGUCUCUUAUUCCCGAGCUGGUCACAUGCGAGCACGCCAAAGUGGAACUAACGUCAUACAGGUAUGCUUUCACAGUGGUGGCAAACAUUGUGGUGUAUGCUGUGGCUUGGCUCUUGUUCAAUUUCCAAUCCCAACAGACAGAAGACCCAUCUAUUUCCCAGAAUCUGAGCUGGUUUGAUGUUCCCACAUUCAGAUAUCUGGCGCUCAUAGUAUGGGCCAUCGGUACUGUUACCUCCAUCAUCUUUCACGUGGGCACUAAGGAAGUCCAACCUCAGGAGACUAAAGAGACUGGACAAUCUCAGCCUCCAACCCAGACCUCCGGAGCCCUGCUCCAGUGGAAACACUGGUUCAUCGAGCCUGCCUUCUAUCAGGUUGCCAUAUUAUAUAUGUGCACUAGACUGAUUGUAAACUUGUCCCAAACGUACAUCCCGAUGUAUCUGACAAACUCCUUAUCACUGCCAAAGAACUACAUUGCAACUAUUCCCCUGGUCAUGUAUGUCAGUGGGUUGGUGUCUUCUCUGGUUAUGAAGCCUGUUAACAAACAGAUCGGCACCUCUAUGACCUAUUUUUUAGGUCUUGUGCCCAUAAUGGUGUUUUCCUUCUGGGCUUUGGUGGACACAAACAUGGGUCCGCGGGUUUACGGAGCCGCCGUGCUGCUGGGAGCUGGCUCUGCUGUCAUUCUGGUCAUGUCACUGUCCAUGACCAACAAUCUCAUCGGAGAUCAAACACAAAGCGGUGCUUUUGUGUAUGGGGCAAUGAGCUUCACUGAUAAGGUGGCCAAUGGACUUGGUGUCAUGAUAAUACAGGCUUUACAUCCCUGUCACACACUGGACUCUGACUGCAAAUGGUUCUAUCGAAACGUCAUGGUGAUCGUCACUGCCGGUGUGGCUGCCGUUGCUGCUCUCUGUCUCUCAACCAUGCUCAUCUGGCCCAUUGCAAUUCGCCAACGUCUAGCGGUCAUCAGAGGGCUGAUUGGUACACAUGAGGAUGAGACGAGCAGCUAUGGGAGCAAUGGAAGAUUGAACUGACACAUCCAGUGUUAAAAACUCAAAAUCACUCAACAUUCAGACCAGGCCGCGCUGCAGAGGAAACUUUAUGCUUUCUUUUGCAACCAGGAACAAGGAAGAUAAGAAACUGUGCUGCUCUGUGAUCACGAGCUCUUUUCUCAGCACUUUGGAGGUGCGAGUUUCUGCAUUGUUUUUACAUUCUCAAGAAGAGGCUCUUUGUGUG